Molecule: messenger RNA, 2565 nt
Organism: Paramecium sonneborni
Lineage: Eukaryota; Ciliophora; Oligohymenophorea; Peniculida; Parameciidae
Source: the annotation of a GenBank genome assembly
AUGAGUAUUGGAUAAGUUCAUCCAAAUAGCUCACUUCCUCUUGACCUUAAAGAAUACAAAACAGAACUAGAGUAAUAAUAUAUAUUUAAUCAUGUAGUUCACUAAAACUGUUUCAAACUAUAAGAUAAAGUAAACAAGUUUCUAAAGAAACUUCUCUUAUCAUUCAAUCUCCAAAAAAGUAAAAACUUAUUAAUAAUUUAGUGCAAAUAGCAAUAGACAUUUCUUAAGUCCAAAACAUAGCUUAUUUAUGUGUUAUGAUUAAACGAAUUAAGACGAUGGUAUUAAUUUUUUCUAAGAAAAACCAAUUAAAAAGAAAUUUGAGAAUGCAGUCAGAAAAUUAACAAUACUCCUAUCAUUUUUUAGAUAUAUUAGAUUAUAACAAAAACAAGAAAUCCUGUUUUAAUAAAAAUAGAUCCAUAAGAAACGGCAAAAAUUACCCUUUUAUCCAGACCAGUUUUAUCUUUGGAAAAAAUUCAUGUCGCUUUAAACAGCUAUGACAUUGAUGCUAUAUCCAAUCUAUAUUAGUCUAUCUGAUUUCAAUUAAUUUGUAAUAAAAUAUACAUUUACUAUAGGAUUCAUUAACAAUUAUUACAUUUAUAUUGGAUGGACUCUAUUUAAUUGAUAUAAUCUUAAAAUAAUUAACUUGUUAGAUAGAUAAUAAUUAUAAUUUAAUUAACACUUUUAUUGAUAUCUUUCUAUUCAACCUUUAAAGGUGGCUGAUUUUUGAUAUAGUUAGCAUUAUUCCAUAUAAAUUAUUUCCUCUCACCUAUUAUGAUUUAAUGGGACUACAUUUACUCAAAUUACUUAGAUUUAUUAAAUAUUUUUGUUAUAAUGAAAGAUUUAUUUAUUAGGAAUCUCAAAAUUCCAUAGAAAAAUCUCAAUAUUUUGAAAAACUCUUUUAAUUAGAUGGCAAAAUCAUAAGUAUUUUAAAGAUUUUUAAAAAUAUGCUUAUUUUUGUUAGUUUGUUUGGAUGCUUAUUUCAUUCAGUUUUGCUUUAUGAAGGAAUUGAAUCAAAAGAUAAUGAUAUCUCUAUAUAUAUUUAAGGAUUAUAUUGGGCUAUAUAAACAGUUACUGUAGUUGGAUAUGGAGAUGUUCCUUUAACUACUUCAAUGUAGUAUAAUUUGACUAUUAUUUGGAUAUUCAUAGGUGUUGGUUUCUAUUCAUUAACUAUUGGAAAUUUAGCAGAUAUCUUAGAUUAAUAAACUUCUACAGAUGGUUUUGAAGAAGAUUUAGAAGCUUUAGAAACUUUAAUGUAGAAAAUCAUAAUUCCAGAAGAAUUGAGUAAUCAGUUAUUUUCUUACUUUUAAUAUAACAUUGAGAAUAAUCCUUUUUGGAAUUAUAAAAAGUAAAUAUUAUUUUUAAAUAAGAAUCAUAGGAUCAUAGAAACAUUGCCAUCUUAAUAAAAGAUUUUUGCCAUAGCCUUUUGUCAAAAAUAAUUGAUUGAAAAUGUCAAUAUGUUUACAUUCAACAUCAAUUUUGCUGCAGCCAUACUGCCUUAUUUUUCAAUGUAUAAUUACAAAUAAUUUGACACUAUUUAUUACAAUGGAUCUCCAAGUCUAGAAGUAUUUUUUUUAGUUGCUGGUGAAGUACGACUAUGUGAUGAAUAAGGAAACACUUUAUUAAAUAUAUAAGAGGGAUAUAUAUUUGGUGAAAUAGAAAUCUUAGAAAAUAAUAAUAGAAAACAAUCCGCAGUUGCUUGUAAAGAUUCUUUAGUAAUAAUGUGUCCCAUUUCAUAAUUCUUACAACUUAUAUAAGAAGAUGAAUCCUUGUUAUUUGAAAUUGAACAAUUAGGAUUGAGAAGAAAACUCUUACUUUAAGAAAAUCUUUCAAAAAUUAAAAGUAAUCAGUUAAAUCUAUAUAGAAAAUGCUAAAUAAUUAAAAAGAAUUAGUGUUAUUGAAGGUGAUCCUAUGACAUAAUUUGUUUACAAGAAGUAUAUGCUUGAAAAAAAAUUCAAGACAAAAGUGAUUAAAGAAAGUUUUUAAUAGAUUCAUAAGAAACUUUUACGAAUUAUUUUUGGCCAUCAUUAAGAAAAGAAAUGGAAACAUAGAGCAUUAUUCAAAAUGGCUGUUAGAAAAAUUAUAGACCAUCUAAAAUAGAAUAAAAAUUAAUAUAAAAAAACAAAUAUUGUAAUUGGUAAACAAAUGUUACAAAAUUUUGCAUAAGUUUAAUAAUAGGAAUUGAAUAUCUAAAAUUAAAUCUUUAAAAAUAAAAAGGCUGGAAAAUGGCAAAAAAGAGUUAAAGUUAAAGACAUUUUAAAUAAUUAUAUUUAAAAAGAUUUUGCUCCAAUGCUGAUUACACCAUACCCUUUUUAUGAAGAUAUUUUAAAUGAAAUAAAAGAAGAGAGAAAAUAAUUUAGAUAGAAAUAAAAUAAAAUGUAAGAAUUAUCAAAUAGAUUGAUUAAGAUCAACCUUAUUGGAUAAUUUCAAAUCUGCAAUACACUAUAUGAGGACUUAAUUGAAUAAAUAGACAUCUUAUACGAAACACAAUAUUAAACGUAUCAAUCAUAGGAGGAAAUAGAAUCUGUCUAUUACUAAAUAUAUUCAUUAGUUUCAUAAAUUAAUUGA